UCCUCCCGUCCCUGACCCACCGCCGCAGCCGGGAGAAACGUGGGGGCCGCGUCACCUCGGGACGGGGGCCAGGAUGCCGAGCGAUGCCAGCCCCACACCGUGCCCACCCCGAGCUCCCCAAGGCUGGCACCGGAGCAGGGGUUCCCGUCCCAGCACAGCCCAGGAUGAGGUGUCCAGCUGGACCAGCCAUCUCCACGCGGCUCCAUGCAUUCCCAGAAGCCCCACCAAGGCCCUUGCUGGGAAGGACACCACAGCUGGAGCCAGCAGGGAUGCGCAGCAUCCGCAGGACAGCGGUGCCUCAGUUUCCCCUCGGGACGCUGCAGCGGGACCGGAGCGUGGGGGACCCAAGCGAGCAAGGAGGACCAGCAGCAGCCCCACACCGCGGCCGUGCCACCCCGGCUGCUCGCCCCCGGGCAUGUGGCUGCUCCGGCGCCAUGCAGGGCGGGCUCUGGGGUGGCUGGAGCCCAUCCCAGCCCCGUCACCGCACGCAAGCCGGAAAAGUUAAUUCACAGCCGUCGCAGACAGGGACUGCCCGAGUGUCCCGGGGCCGGGCACCCAGCAGGAGAAGAUGCCAGGCGGGAGCGUGUGGGCGCUGGUGCUGGCGCUGGCGCUGCCCAGCACCGGACAGCAGCACCUGGAGGAGGCCGAGCGCAUCAUGAGAACCACGCCGGUCAUCGAUGGGCACAACGAUCUGCCCUGGCAGCUCCUCCAGAAGUUCAACAACCAGCUGAGGCUGCCAGCAGCCAACCUGACAGUGCUGAACGACACCCACACCAACAUCCCCAAACUGCGCCAGGGGCACGUGGGCGGGCAGUUCUGGUCGGUGUACGUGCCCUGCGAGACGCAGAACAAGGACGCGGUGAGGCGCACGCUGGAGCAGAUGGACGUGGUGCAGCGCAUGUGCGACAUGUACCCCGAGACCUUCACCUGCGUCACCGACAGCAGCGGUGUCCGGGAGGCGUUCCGGAACGGGAAGGUGGCCAGCCUCAUCGGGGUGGAGGGCGGCCACUCCAUCGACAGCAGCCUGGGCGUCCUGCGCACCCUCUACCGCCUGGGUGCCCGCUACAUGACCCUCACCCACAGCUGCAACACCCCCUGGGCUGACAACUGGCUGGUGGACACCAACGAUGAAAAUCCUGUGCACCACGGCCUCUCACCCUUUGGGAAGAUGGUGGUGGAGGAGAUGAACCGCCUGGGCAUGAUCGUGGACCUGGCCCACGUCUCAGUGGACACGAUGAAGGUCGUGCUGAACAUCUCCAAAGCCCCCGUCAUCUUCAGCCACUCCUCUGCCUUCAGCCUCUGCCAGCACCGCCGCAACGUGCCCGACGACGUGCUGCAGCUGGUGGCCUCCACGGGCAGCUUGGUGAUGGUCAACUUCUACAACGCCUACGUGACCUGCAGUGACAAGGCCAAGCUGUCCGACGUCGCAGAUCACCUGGACUACGUGAAGAAGGUGGCCGGUGCCCAGGCUGUCGGCUUCGGGGGGGACUACGACGGAGUCCCAGGGGUCCCCACUGGCCUGGAGGACGUCUCCAAGUACCCCGCGCUGGUGGCCGAGCUGCUGGCGAGGAACUGGACGGAGGAGGAGGUGAAGGGAGCCCUGGCUGAGAACCUGCUGCGGGUCUUCAGCAGAGUGGAGGAGGUGAAGAGGAGCCUGCAGGGCAUGGCUCCCCACGAGACCCCCAUCGCCUUCGAGGAGCUGGAGGGGCCGUGCAGAACCAGCUACGGGUACUCCAACGGCGCCGGCACUGCCCGGGGCCCGCCGGCAGCCCUGGCGCUGGCGCUGGCACUGGCCCCGCUCCUCGCCGUGCUCUCCUAGCACCCGGCUGCCACCGUGGCCCUGGCACCGUGCCCAGGGCCGCCGGGCGGGGCACGAUCCUGCGCUCCUUUCUGCCAAACCUGCUGGCAAAAUAAAACCGUGGCUCGAGCAGUGCCGGCAGCGAGCGUCCGUGUGCGGCUCUGCGGGACCCCGCGCCACGGCCCGCCGGCUCCUGCCUGGAGAUGCUGGGACCCCCGGCAUGUCACCGGCCACCAGGCAUGCCACCGGCCACCCCGGCAUGCCACCGGCGGGGCAGAGCAGCGGGGUCCCCGC
Messenger RNA from Pyrgilauda ruficollis (rufous-necked snowfinch), 2092 nucleotides. It is a transcript of the gene DPEP1, whose product is annotated as dipeptidase 1. The record is from RefSeq and is a predicted model, not a curated record. NCBI's taxonomy places the organism in Eukaryota, Metazoa, Chordata, Aves, Passeriformes, Passeridae. Bases 569 to 1819 code for a protein of 416 amino acids. Gene Ontology annotation, biological process: proteolysis. The transcript is spliced from 11 exons. Gene Ontology annotation, molecular function: metallodipeptidase activity.